GACCUCUUGUCAGUCUCUUGCGGAGGCAGGUCCUCUUCUCUUUAUUUAUUCAACUCCGGUUGCUAAAACCCAAGAAAUCACAAGAUUAUCGAAGAACGACCUUGAAAAUGUCGAUGGAUCUAGACUCGGUCGCUUUGCCGUCAGUCCAUCGCCCGCAACAGUCUGCCACUAUUUUAUGUUGCAAUUGUGGUGCGCCAAUCGACGGAACCCAGUCGGCAGGUGCAUUGUGUUAUGACUGUAUCAAACUCACCACCGAUGUGUCUGAGGGCAUCCAGCGAGAAGGCGUAAUCCACACUUGCAGAGAUUGUGAAAGAUGGCUCAGUCCACCUUCACAAUGGGUCACAGCUGCCAUGGAAAGCCGGGAGUUGCUGGCUUUGUGUCUCAAGAAACUGCGGGGCCUCAACAAAGUCCGAAUCAUUGAUGCUAGCUUUUUAUGGACCGAACCCCAUUCUCGCCGAGUCAAGGUCAAAAUCACUGUCCAGCAAGAGGCUUACGAAGGCACCAUUCUACAGCAGACCUUCGAGGUCGAAUACGUCGUCGCCUACCAACAGUGUCCAGAGUGCGCCAAAUCAUACACCCCCAACACCUGGAGAGCCUCUGUCCAAGUCAGGCAGAAGGUCCCUCACAAGAGAACUUUUCUCUAUUUAGAACAGCUUCUCCUCAAACAUGGUGCUCACAAGGAUACCAUCAACAUCAAAGAAGUCAAAGAUGGUCUCGAUUUCUACUUUGCCCAACGCAAUCAUGCCGAAAAGUUCGUCGAUUUCCUGACCUCGGUCACUCCUGUCAGAGUCAAGAAGUCUCAAGAACUCAUCUCUAUGGACGUCCACACCUCAACGAAGUCUUAUAAAUUCACAUAUUCCUGCGAACUUCUCCCCAUAUGCAAGGAUGACCUUGUGGCGCUCCCAUUAAAACUCGCAAAGUCAAUUGGCAAUAUUUCCCCCCUCUCAUUGUGCUACCGAAUCGGCACAUCCGUCAACCUGAUAGACCCGAAUACCUUGCAGACCGCUGAUUUGCCAUCGGCAAUAUAUUGGAGGGCGCCGUUCAAAAGCCUGGCAGAUGUCAAGGAGCUAGUCGAGUUUAUUGUGUUGGACAUUGAGCCAACAGCCACGCAGAACGGCCGAUUCUUUGGUGCCGAGGUGACUGUAGCACGAGCCUCAGAUUUAGGCGUCAAUGAUACCACAUACUUUUGCCGAACUCACCUUGGAGGUGUCCUCCACGCAGGAGACUCGGUACUCGGGUACCACCUCACAGGUACUAAUUUCAACAACCCCCAAUUCGAAGAGCUAGAGCAAAACAACACCUACGGUUCCACGAUUCCGGAUGUACUAUUGGUCAAGAAAUACUAUGCCCGGAAGAAGAAGCCCAAGGCGCGCAGCUGGAAACUCAAGCGAAUGGAAAAGGACGAAGGAGAGCUUUUGCCCAAGAAAGCCGACCAAGAACGCAUGGAUGCAGACUAUGAAAUGUUCCUACGGGACGUGGAAGAGGAUUCGGAACUUCGCCAAACUCUCGCUCUGUACAAGGCGCAGCAGCAACGUCGGGCAGCGGACGAGAUGAGCAUGGCAACGUCGGCUGAUGACGAAGUGCCUCAGAUCAACAUGGAUGAGUUGUUGGAGGACUUUGAUGAAUUGAAUGUCAACGAUAUGGAAUCAUGACCACCUAUCGCCGCGACGGAUUGUUAGGCAUAUAGCCUCGUGGAAUGAAAUCUGUUCAUGUCACGCUCGCUUAUCUUCACGUACAGUCACCUUUGUCGAUGACGUUGUGCUACGUGGAGUGAUUACUUUGGCUGCAGCAAGCCCGAACUUGGCCAAUUUACAGUCUGGUAUCUUCGACUUGUCGCGUCAGACAAGAAAGCCACCGAAUUAUCGCAUGGAUAAUUAACAAGCCAUUCGGUUCCUGGGUCUUUAAUCAUAAUCUUGAAUGACACCACCUGAUUCCACACUUCGUUCGGCUCACAUGUCUCUGCUGACAGGCAUUAGAGACACAUCUCGGAGUGGCGAGGCCUCCAAAUCUCAACUCGCCUGUCCCGACCUUACAUACUCUAUUUCGGGGCCAAAUCUUGAUGACAAAGUCAAGUUACACGCCCUACAUAGCUCACCCGAGGUUCAUUCUUUGUCCUCGUGGCGACAGCUCGUCUAGCU
This is a messenger RNA of Exophiala mesophila, 2138 nucleotides long. RefSeq lists its product as uncharacterized. The coding region runs from base 108 to 1652 and encodes 514 amino acids. Lineage: Eukaryota; Fungi; Ascomycota; Eurotiomycetes; Chaetothyriales; Herpotrichiellaceae. Gene Ontology annotation, biological process: ribosomal large subunit export from nucleus. Gene Ontology annotation, cellular component: cytoplasm; nucleus. The transcript has a single exon. The record is from RefSeq and is a predicted model, not a curated record. Gene Ontology annotation, molecular function: ribosomal large subunit binding.